Messenger RNA from Closterium sp. Yama58-4, 3168 nucleotides. The record is from the annotation of a GenBank genome assembly. Lineage: Eukaryota; Viridiplantae; Streptophyta; Zygnematophyceae; Desmidiales; Closteriaceae.
AUGGGGGCUGAUGUGAAUUCAUGGGUGGGUGAUGUGAAUUCAUGGGUGGGUGAUGUGAAUUCAUGGGUGGGUGAUGUGAAUUCAUGGGUGGGUGAUGUGAAUUCAUGGGUGGGUGAUGUGAAUUCAUGGGUGGGUGAUGUGAAUUCAUGGGUGGGUGAUGUGAAUUCAUGGGUGGGUGAUGUGAAUUCAUGGGUGGGUGAUGUGAAUUCAUGGGUGGGUGAUGUGAAUUCAUGGGUGGGUGAUGUGAAUUCAUGGGUGGGUGAUGUGAAUUCAUGGGUGGGUGAUGUGAAUUCAUGGGUGGGUGAUGUGAAUUCAUGGGUGGGUGAUGUGAAUUCAUGGGUGGGUGAUGUGAAUUCAUGGGUGGGUGAUGUGAAUUCAUGGGUGGGUGAUGUGAAUUCAUGGGUGGGUGAUGUGAAUUCAUGGGUGGGUGAUGUGAAUUCAUGGGUGGGUGAUGUGAAUUCAUGGGUGGGUGAUGUGAAUUCAUGGGUGGGUGAUGUGAAUUCAUGGGUGGGUGAUGUGAAUUCAUGGGUGGGUGAUGUGAAUUCAUGGGUGGGUGAUGUGAAUUCAUGGGUGGGUGAUGUGAAUUCAUGGGUGGGUGAUGUGAAUUCAUGGGUGGGUGAUGUGAAUUCAUGGGUGGGUGAUGUGAAUUCAUGGGUGGGUGAUGUGAAUUCAUGGGUGGGUGAUGUGAAUUCAUGGGUGGGUGAUGUGAAUUCAUGGGUGGGUGAUGUGAAUUCAUGGGUGGGUGAUGUGAAUUCAUGGGUGGGUGAUGUGAAUUCAUGGGUGGGUGAUGUGAAUUCAUGGGUGGGUGAUGUGAAUUCAUGGGUGGGUGAUGUGAAUUCAUGGGUGGGUGAUGUGAAUUCAUGGGUGGGUGAUGUGAAUUCAUGGGUGGGUGAUGUGAAUUCAUGGGUGGGUGAUGUGAAUUCAUGGGUGGGUGAUGUGAAUUCAUGGGUGGGUGAUGUGAAUUCAUGGGUGGGUGAUGUGAAUUCAUGGGUGGGUGAUGUGAAUUCAUGGGUGGGUGAUGUGAAUUCAUGGGUGGGUGAUGUGAAUUCAUGGGUGGGUGAUGUGAAUUCAUGGGUGGGUGAUGUGAAUUCAUGGGUGGGUGAUGUGAAUUCAUGGGUGGGUGAUGUGAAUUCAUGGGUGGGUGAUGUGAAUUCAUGGGUGGGUGAUGUGAAUUCAUGGGUGGGUGAUGUGAAUUCAUGGGUGGGUGAUGUGAAUUCAUGGGUGGGUGAUGUGAAUUCAUGGGUGGGUGAUGUGAAUUCAUGGGUGGGUGAUGUGAAUUCAUGGGUGGGUGAUGUGAAUUCAUGGGUGGGUGAUGUGAAUUCAUGGGUGGGUGAUGUGAAUUCAUGGGUGGGUGAUGUGAAUUCAUGGGUGGGUGAUGUGAAUUCAUGGGUGGGUGAUGUGAAUUCAUGGGUGGGUGAUGUGAAUUCAUGGGUGGGUGAUGUGAAUUCAUGGGUGGGUGAUGUGAAUUCAUGGGUGGGUGAUGUGAAUUCAUGGGUGGGUGAUGUGAAUUCAUGGGUGGGUGAUGUGAAUUCAUGGGUGGGUGAUGUGAAUUCAUGGGUGGGUGAUGUGAAUUCAUGGGUGGGUGAUGUGAAUUCAUGGGUGGGUGAUGUGAAUUCAUGGGUGGGUGAUGUGAAUUCAUGGGUGGGUGAUGUGAAUUCAUGGGUGGGUGAUGUGAAUUCAUGGGUGGGUGAUGUGAAUUCAUGGGUGGGUGAUGUGAAUUCAUGGGUGGGUGAUGUGAAUUCAUGGGUGGGUGAUGUGAAUUCAUGGGUGGGUGAUGUGAAUUCAUGGGUGGGUGAUGUGAAUUCAUGGGUGGGUGAUGUGAAUUCAUGGGUGGGUGAUGUGAAUUCAUGGGUGGGUGAUGUGAAUUCAUGGGUGGGUGAUGUGAAUUCAUGGGUGGGUGAUGUGAAUUCAUGGGUGGGUGAUGUGAAUUCAUGGGUGGGUGAUGUGAAUUCAUGGGUGGGUGAUGUGAAUUCAUGGGUGGGUGAUGUGAAUUCAUGGGUGGGUGAUGUGAAUUCAUGGGUGGGUGAUGUGAAUUCAUGGGUGGGUGAUGUGAAUUCAUGGGUGGGUGAUGUGAAUUCAUGGGUGGGUGAUGUGAAUUCAUGGGUGGGUGAUGUGAAUUCAUGGGUGGGUGAUGUGAAUUCAUGGGUGGGUGAUGUGAAUUCAUGGGUGGGUGAUGUGAAUUCAUGGGUGGGUGAUGUGAAUUCAUGGGUGGGUGAUGUGAAUUCAUGGGUGGGUGAUGUGAAUUCAUGGGUGGGUGAUGUGAAUUCAUGGGUGGGUGAUGUGAAUUCAUGGGUGGGUGAUGUGAAUUCAUGGGUGGGUGAUGUGAAUUCAUGGGUGGGUGAUGUGAAUUCAUGGGUGGGUGAUGUGAAUUCAUGGGUGGGUGAUGUGAAUUCAUGGGUGGGUGAUGUGAAUUCAUGGGUGGGUGAUGUGAAUUCAUGGGUGGGUGAUGUGAAUUCAUGGGUGGGUGAUGUGAAUUCAUGGGUGGGUGAUGUGAAUUCAUGGGUGGGUGAUGUGAAUUCAUGGGUGGGUGAUGUGAAUUCAUGGGUGGGUGAUGUGAAUUCAUGGGUGGGUGAUGUGAAUUCAUGGGUGGGUGAUGUGAAUUCAUGGGUGGGUGAUGUGAAUUCAUGGGUGGGUGAUGUGAAUUCAUGGGUGGGUGAUGUGAAUUCAUGGGUGGGUGAUGUGAAUUCAUGGGUGGGUGAUGUGAAUUCAUGGGUGGGUGAUGUGAAUUCAUGGGUGGGUGAUGUGAAUUCAUGGGUGGGUGAUGUGAAUUCAUGGGUGGGUGAUGUGAAUUCAUGGGUGGGUGAUGUGAAUUCAUGGGUGGGUGAUGUGAAUUCAUGGGUGGGUGAUGUGAAUUCAUGGGUGGGUGAUGUGAAUUCAUGGGUGGGUGAUGUGAAUUCAUGGGUGGGUGAUGUGAAUUCAUGGGUGGGUGAUGUGAAUUCAUGGGUGGGUGAUGUGAAUUCAUGGGUGGGUGAUGUGAAUUCAUGGGUGGGUGAUGUGAAUUCAUGGGUGGGUGAUGUGAAUUCAUGGGUGGGUGAUGUGAAUUCAUGGGUGGGUGAUGUGAAUUCAUGGGUGGCUGAUUCCCCUCCUCCUCUCCAUCUGGCUGCCUAUCACAGCUGCUGCUGUCCCAGCUGCUCAGGUCCCGACCUACCUUUGGCGCCUGCAAGAUGA